AUGUUUCAGGCCCGACAGAGUCGUAACCUCCAGCCCUCCAAAGUUCCUUCCUCGCGAAUAGGACGUCUGUUCCAUUAUGGAGGUCUAGCCGCUUCGCUAGGAUACGGCGCUGCGACGGAACUCAUUCGUCGCUCAACGUCGUCAGACAAGACAGCAGCCGGCUCGCUCAUGCUUACAGAAGCCAACGUCAAGCGUCUCGUGUCAAAAUUGACGCAAAUGCGUGGCGCCGCGCUCAAGAUCGGUCAGUUCAUGAGCAUACAGGACAGUCAUGCUCUACCACCCGAGUUAGAGGAGAUUUUCCGCAGGGUCCAAGACAGCGCGAACUAUAUGCCGGACUGGCAGAUGGAGCAAGCGAUGCGAGACUCCCUCGGGCCUUCAUGGCAAGACAACUUCGCCUCCUUCGAUCGCAUCCCAUUCGCCGCCGCCUCCAUCGGCCAAGUGCACCACGCGACCCUCGCGGCCCAUGCCUCGCCAACUGGUGCACCCGAGCGCGUCGCGGUCAAAGUACAGUUCCCAAAUGUCGCGCGCUCGAUCGCGAGCGAUCUCGGAUACGUGAAGGUGUUGCUCACCGCGGGCUCGAUCCUCCCCAAAGGGCUUUUCCUGGACCGCACACUUGCAGUGAUGAAGGAGGAGCUCGCGGACGAGUGUGAUUAUGCACGCGAGGCGGCUUUCGCUCGCCGCUUUGCGCAGGAGGAUCACCUUGGAACAGAUGCGCACUUCAAGGUGCCAUGGGUAUGGGAGGACAGCACGGACAGAGUGCUUGUCAUGGAGUAUGUUGAGGGCAUAAGCGUGGGUGGAUCAGAUGUCGAGCGGUUGAGCUCGCAGGACAAGAACGACAUCGCUGCCCGUAUUGUCGAGCUGUGUUUGCGCGAGCUCUUCCACUUCAGGGUGAUGCAGACAGACCCCAACUGGUCUAACUUCUUGUGGAACCCUCUCUCGCGCAAGAUUGAGCUCGUCGACUUCGGCGCGACGCGCGAGUACUCGAAAGAGUUCAUCGACAACUGGCUCCGUCUUCUCUCUGCGGCCGUUGCCGAAGACCGAGAAGGCUGCAUCGAGUGGUCGCUCAAGCUUGGUUACCUCACUGGCAACGAGAACGAUACCAUGCUCAAUGCACACGUCGAGUCCAUGACGCUCCUCGGCACGCCGUUCAACCCGCGCACCACACAACCGUUCACGUUCGGCCCCGGUUCGCCUUGGGCGGACAUCACCGCACGUAUCCGCGAGCAGAUCCCGGUCAUGGUUCAGCACCGCUUGACGCCCCCGCCCCGCGAGACAUACAGUCUCAACCGGAAGCUGAGCGGCGCGUUCCUACUGGCCGCUCGUCUCGACGCGAAGGUCGACUGUCGCGUGCUGUGGGAGCGCGUCGUGAAUGGGUACCGGUUUGGAUGA
Messenger RNA from Epithele typhae, 1389 nucleotides. RefSeq names its product ABC1-domain-containing protein. Gene Ontology annotation, molecular function: kinase activity. Gene Ontology annotation, biological process: ubiquinone biosynthetic process. The coding region runs from base 1 to 1389 and encodes 462 amino acids. Lineage: Eukaryota; Fungi; Basidiomycota; Agaricomycetes; Polyporales; Epitheliaceae. Gene Ontology annotation, cellular component: extrinsic component of mitochondrial inner membrane. The transcript is spliced from 8 exons. The record is from RefSeq and is a predicted model, not a curated record.